This is a messenger RNA of Paramuricea clavata, 2331 nucleotides long. The record is from the annotation of a GenBank genome assembly. Lineage: Eukaryota; Metazoa; Cnidaria; Anthozoa; Malacalcyonacea; Plexauridae.
AUGGUGAACGUUUACCCUGAGAAGCCAUUUCAUUUUUCUCGUACAAGAAGAACAGAAUUAAACAAAAUUGAAUCAUUCAUCUCUUCCAUGCCUGAUGAUGAAAAUGUUGUUAGAACUGUUUAUCUGACAGGUCAACCUGGAUCUGGGAAAACAGAGUUAGCUCGACAAUAUGGUGAACAGUUUGAAAAUGCGUCAUCUGCCAGUGAUACCUCAAAACAUUUGGUGAUUACAUUGAACGCCAACUCAGAAGACUCGCUCAUGAAGUCUGUUAAAGAAGCUGCGCGAAAAUUACGAUUGCCAGUAUGUAUGGAGCUAACAAACAAAAAUCUUGAAGAACUGAUGGAAAACCUGAGAGAUUAUUUCCGUGAUUACAGUGGUGCUUGGCUUCUUAUUAUUGAUGACAUGUUUGGAAAGAAUGACUUCAAUAAGUUAUUUCCACGACCUGGUGUCAAAGACUGGGGUGGUGGUCAGGUCCUGGUUACAACACAAGAUAAUAAUCUCGUACCAGCUGGUCAUCUGUUUGCAAAGCCAAUCUCCUUGAACGAAGGCAUGACCAAAGAAGAUGCUCUUGCAUUGCUGAAGGAGAUCAGUGAUGUUGAAGUUGAUGAUUUUGCUGAAGAAAUCAUUAAAGAGUUGCAGUCUCUUCCUCUUGCUUUGGCGUGUUGUGCAACAUAUGUUGGGGAAACAAGACAAGAUCGUGCUUCAACACAGUUUGGAUGGAAAGAAUUUCUAAACCUGUAUCGUGAAAAUGCCAAACUUGAAUCCAGAUCAUUUUUCAAUAACAACGUAUAUCCGUUAUCCAUGAAAGCUGCUACUGCGAUGGCUGUGAAGCGAAUGGCAGAAACAAGUGAUGUUCUACGACUAACAUUUUCGUUUCUUUCAUAUUGUGAAUUGCUUCCAGUUCCUUUGAUUGUACUAGCACACCACGUCAUGGAAAAUCUACCAGUCCAGAAUGAUAAACGGCCAACAACAAAGGAAGAAAUUAAAAACGAGAUUUCAAGGUGUACGUUACUCGUUCACGGACGGUUACAGAACGUCGAAACAAUACAAUGUCAUCAGGUCAUUCACAAUGCUUUUGAAAGUGCAGGAAACGAGAAACCUGAAUUUGUUAAAAUGAUGAAAUCCCUGAAUGAGUCGUUAGAUUUCAUGGUCAAUACGCAUAAAGAAGACGUACUUUUUAAAGUUCUUGUGAGACCACACUUGAAAUCGUUUGUUGAUCAUGCCAAUGAUAUGUCCUGGAAUGAUACAGCUGAAUUUCUCCUGAUUUCCAUGAAAGAUGGUCAGUUUCUUUUUUCAACAUCGAACAUGCCCGAUGAAAGCGCUGUCAGGAGUCUGGAAUUGCUGUAUAAGAUUUCUUUAGAACUUGACUUAUCUGACGAGAGUCGUUGUGAUAUAUUGGCCAACCUUGGCUUCUAUUAUCUAGAACUAGGCCGCGAUGAAGAUGCUUUGAAUUUUUUAUGUAAAGCUUAUUUCAUGACUGAAGGUAAAAGUGAGAAAGAAUGGUUGUUGUUAAAGUGUCGUGUCUCGUGCAACUUGGCGCGGACGUAUUUCAGUAUGGACAGUUUGGAUCUUGCCGUUGAAAUGAUGAAGAGGUCGAUUGACUUGGCCAAAGAUGUCUAUAUCAAGGAAGAAGACAAAGUUAUGAACAGAUUUUGUUGGCUUGCUCACUUUUACUGCUUUUCGAUGAGAUUUUGGAAACUAGGGGCAGUUGUCGAAGAAGCAGCAGAAUUUUUUUCAAGUUGCGCGCCAGAUAUUGAGAGUGUAAGCAGAGCACGUUGUUUAAACUAUCUAUCGGGUGUAUACGUGUUUGGCAUUAUUGAAUCCACUUUUAAGCCAUGGAAAUACCGGAAGUAUAUGAAUUUGGCGGAAAAUAUUUUGAACAAAUCUGUGAAAAUUUAUGAAGAAGUAUUAGAAGCAGACGUCUUUCCCAGCCCAGAAUACUGUUUUUUACUCGCCUGGUGUGCAAUAUUUAAAUUAGAAGCCGAAAAACCAAUUGAAGCAAGAACACAAUUAGACAAAGCUCUUGAAUAUUGCUUGCGAAAUGGUGACAGGUCAAGCUAUAGCUGGAUAGCUGCCUUUAAGAAACAUUUGUGUGGCAAUUCAAGUUGGUGGCAAUCAUUGUUUUAUCGGAUUCUGAACUUAACAAAGGGACGUGUAACAUUUGCGGAGCAUAUUAACAUAUGUGACGACAUCUUGAGACAUUGUAAUACUGGAUUAAUAUCACCAUCGCGUCAAAUGAUAAACGGGAUCAAGAGAGGAAGAGAUUUUUUUAUUUGGUACAACUAUGCCAUUUUUUCCUUAAUUUUUUACUAUUUUUUUUGUCUUCCUUAA